UUCUUCGGCUGCGAGCUCUCCGGCCGCACCCGCUCCUUCACCUUCCGGCUAGAGGAGGAGGACGACGCCGAGCACGUGCUGGCCUUGACCAUGCUCUGCCUCGCCGAGGGGGCCGAGGACGAGUGCAACGUGGUGGAACUCGUGGCCCAGGACCGCGACCACCAGGAGAUUGCAGUCCCCGUGGCCCACCUCAGGUGGUCCUGCCAGCCCGUGCUCAGCCUCGACGACUUCCAGCUCCAGCUGCCCGUGACCUUCCGCCUGGAGUCGGGCUCCGGCCCGGUGCGCAUCACCGGGCGCCACCAGAUU
Messenger RNA from Carlito syrichta (Philippine tarsier), 306 nucleotides. RefSeq names its product nucleoplasmin-3-like. Gene Ontology annotation, cellular component: nucleolus; cytoplasm; nucleoplasm. Gene Ontology annotation, molecular function: chromatin binding; RNA binding; histone binding. NCBI's taxonomy places the organism in Eukaryota, Metazoa, Chordata, Mammalia, Primates, Tarsiidae. The transcript has a single exon. The record is from RefSeq and is a predicted model, not a curated record. Gene Ontology annotation, biological process: chromatin remodeling. The annotation marks the transcript as partial.